GCAAAAUAUUCGGUAGAUAGCGCUAGGUGCUAUUUUAUCACACGAUCCGUAGAAGCCGUCAGUUCGCUACUUUCUCGUGAUUUUGGUUAUAUGUUCAAAGUACUUCGAGGAGUAGUGCGUGUGAUGGGUGGAAUUAGCAUUUGAAAUUAAAAACAAGACUUGUUUAAAAUGACUCUUGGCAAAACAUUUCGUGUUUAUCAUCGAGUAAACGCAGACUCUAACCGCUCUUACUGUGUUUUGCUUGAACAGAGGAACAAAAAUGAAGCUCUGUUAUUCGAAUGCGGAACAAUUCAGCUUCUUACACCUCAAGAAACUGAAGUUUACAAAAAGAAUUGUACUAGGUUACCUGAUGCGUAUGGAUGUAUAGGAAUUCUGCAAUUAAAUGAAGGUGGUACAACACUUCUUUACUUGGCUUUAGUCAACAGUUGCCUUUCUGUUGGUAAGGUUCUAAAUAGCGAAAUAUUUCGAGUCACUGAAACCUAUUUUAUCAGUUUACGUAAUAACCUGGAAGAUGUUGAAAGAAUUCAAGAAGUUCGUAAAGUACUCAAUUCAGGCACAUUUUAUUUCUCAUGGUCCUGUACUGAGGAACCAUUAGAUUUGACAUUAUGUGAGCAACGGGCACAUUUUACAACUGAAUCGGACAAUCGAUUUUUUUGGUGA
Molecule: messenger RNA, 660 nt
Organism: Stegodyphus dumicola
Lineage: Eukaryota; Metazoa; Arthropoda; Arachnida; Araneae; Eresidae
Gene: Synj
Product: synaptojanin
Biological process (GO): phosphatidylinositol dephosphorylation; synaptic vesicle endocytosis
Molecular function (GO): phosphatidylinositol-4,5-bisphosphate 5-phosphatase activity
Source: RefSeq, a predicted model, not a curated record